This is a messenger RNA of Exophiala spinifera, 2496 nucleotides long. RefSeq lists its product as uncharacterized. The transcript has a single exon. Gene Ontology annotation, molecular function: hydrolase activity, acting on acid anhydrides, in phosphorus-containing anhydrides; DNA binding; ATP binding. The record is from RefSeq and is a predicted model, not a curated record. Gene Ontology annotation, biological process: establishment of sister chromatid cohesion; nucleobase-containing compound metabolic process. NCBI's taxonomy places the organism in Eukaryota, Fungi, Ascomycota, Eurotiomycetes, Chaetothyriales, Herpotrichiellaceae. Gene Ontology annotation, cellular component: nucleus. Bases 1 to 2496 code for a protein of 831 amino acids.
AUGGAACCUAGUCAGGAGGACUUCUAUCAUCCGUACCAGCCUUAUGCGAUUCAGUUGGAAUUCAUGACCAACCUGUACAAGUGCAUUGAGGAGAGGAAGGUUGGCAUCUUUGAAUCUCCCACAGGAACGGGCAAGUCCCUGAGUCUUAUAUGUGGUGCCCUGACAUGGCUUCGGGAUCAUGAACGUCGAAGAUUUAACGACACGAAUGCCCAAGCUGAUGCCUCUGACUGGCUAUUGCAAGCCGAAUUUGCUGCCCAGCGUCGAGAGUUGAUGCUAGAACGAGAGGAACUCGAGCGGAAGCUCUCAAAACUGCGAGAUGAAGAAAAUCGUCAGAAGCAAACAAGAAUCGAUGCGAAGGGAUUCAAGAAGGCCCGCACUGCUGUUGUGCAGAGUCAGAUAACAGAGGAUAUCGACUUUCUCGUAGACGAUUACGAGAGUGACUCAGAACGGACAGCGGCUUCUCAAACCUCAGAGGGUGGAUUUUCCAGUUCCACACAAGCACUACUUGACAAGCUGCGACCUUCAUACAAGGCAACGGAAAUUGAAGAGCCAUCGGAUCGUCUAAAGGUUAUUUUUUGCUCCCGCACUCAUUCUCAGUUGACACAGUUUGUGAACGAACUCCGUCGUGUGAAGCCUCCGUCAUCUAUGGAGCUGACAGCUGAUGACGCAUCACAAACCUCCAAGAUGCAGGAAAGGGUGAAGCAUCUCGCCCUUGGAUCGAGGAAAAAUCUAUGCAUUAACCCUAAAGUUUUGCAAUUGUCAUCAACAGCUGCAAUCAAUGAGAGAUGCCUUGACCUACAGAAACCCGGGAUUGCAAAAGAGAAAAAAUGCCCUCAUCUCCCAUCAAAGGAGGACAAGGAAAGAGUAGCUGCUUUUCGAGACAGAGUCAUUGCUCAGAUCAGAGACAUCGAAGAUGUCGGCAAUCUUGGUAGGGACAUGAAUAUCUGUCCAUACUACGCAUCUCGGACUGCUAUAGCGCCAGUUGAGGUUCUUACUCUCCCAUAUCCGCUCCUUCUCCAGAAGUCCGCUCGAGAUGCUAUGGGUAUCUCUGUCAAGGACAAUGUGGUCAUUAUCGAUGAGGCUCAUAAUCUCAUGGAUGCCAUUGCAGAUACAUUCUCGGUCGCCUUGAGGUUAAGCCAAAUUGAGCAAGCUCUACGACAAAUGACGGCUUAUGCGAUUCGUUUCAAACAACGUCUCAAGGGGAAGAAUCGAGUCUACGUCACUCAAGUCAUCCGAUUGCUCAACUCGUUGAUAGAUUGCUUGCAGGUUGUAACUGAAAAGGCACACUCGCAUGAAUUGACAGUCACUGCUGGUAAGCUAAUGUCUGGGAAAGGCGCGGAUCAAGUAAAGCCGCACAAGCUGCUGCAGUAUCUUCAUGAGAGCAAGCUCUGUCACAAAGUUGAAGGGUACAGUGAGUCUCAGACCGAUGGGAAGUGCAAUACUGUGAAGGGAUCCAUGAUGCAGUUCCAGAACUUCCUGACCGUAUUGAUGAAUCCUGAUGAUGAGGGCAGGUUCUUCGUGAGCCGACAGGGUGAAGACAUUGUUGUCAGGUAUACCUUGCUAGACCCCAGGGAACAUUUUCGUGACAUUGUUGAAGAAGCUCGGGCGGUCAUCCUAGCUGGAGGAACUAUGUCACCAAUGUCAGAUUAUGCAGACUAUCUGUUCUCGUACCUCGACAGAGAAAGGCUUGAACUAUUCAGCUUCGGUCACGUUAUUCCAACUUCUCAUUUGUUUGCUCAAGCGGUUGUGAAAGGACCUUCGAACAUCGACUUUGAUUUCACCUAUGAGCGACGUGGUUCGGAAUUGAUGAUUGUUGAGCUUGGGAAUAUGGUCCUGCGGACUUGCACUGUUGUACCAGAUGGGGUGGUGGUGUUCUUUCCAAGCUAUGACUAUCUCGCCCAGGUUGUCUCCGUUUGGCAGAGGCGCCCUGCGAGCUACCCUUUGAUGCAAUCUCUGGCUGCUAAGAAAACAGUAUUUCAAGAGUCGAAAGGCGCAGCUGUUGAUGAUCUGCUCCGGGACUAUGCAAUUGCCAUAGACUCUGGCAAAGGAGGCCUUCUGUUGUCGGUUGUAGGGGGGAAGCUCUCCGAAGGAAUCAAUUUCUCAGACAAACUGGGUCGCGCUGUCAUUGUAGUCGGCCUUCCGUUUCCCAAUGCCCAUGGAGCUGAAUGGAAAGCAAAGAUGCAGCACAUUGAAGAGCUGCAAUAUCAACAGUGCAGGAAGGCUGGCAGGACAGAAGCCGAAAGCAGGGCGGCUGCGAAAAGUGCUAGCAGAGAUUUUUACGAGAACGCAUGUAUGAGGGCUGUGAAUCAGAGUAUAGGAAGGGUGAUCCGGCAUAGAAACGACUACGCCGCGAUUCUGAUGGUCGACAGGCGUUUCUCGACCACGAGGAUAAGACAGAAGCUGCCAGGCUGGAUCAAAGACAGUAUGCACAACAGCCCCCUGGAGUGGAAGGUAGCCGAAGAAGGCGUUCAGGCCUUUUUCGAGGCCAAACAGUGA